UUUAUGCGACGGGUGCUAGCAAUGGCGAGCGGAAAGAAGAGUUCGCUUCUCUCGUCUUUGGCAGAUUAUGGAGACGAUUCAGAGCCAGAUUCUGACAUCGAAGACGAAGAUACAGGAACAGAGAACCGAUGGGGAGGUCUCGUCUCCGCCAGCUACGGAGAAGACGACAUCAGCCGGGUAGAAGACCCAGAGAAGGGCCCAUCUGAAGAUGAGGAGAGCGGAGAAAGCUCCCGUCACUCUGAAAUGGAGGAAUCGGACGAGGGGAAGGAUGCGGACGAUGUGAAGGAGAUCCCAGAAGCAGAGAAGAAGAACCCUCACGAGCUUGUCGCGCUCUUCUCUGAGAAAGUGAGGAACAUGUCGCCGGACAAGAUCCGGAUUCCCUCGGAGCCGGCUGGUCGCUGCCCCAUCCACUUACAGGAGAAGAUCUGCAAGCUGUACGAGAGGAAGCUGCAGGAAGGCUUCGACACCAACAACCACAUCCAGAAGAAGAAGGAGUUCAGGAACCCCAGUAUCUACGAGAAGCUGAUCCAGUUCUGUGGCAUCGACGAGCUGGGGACCAACUACCCCAAGGACAUGUUCGACCCCCACGGCUGGUCGGAAGACUCCUACUACGAGGCCCUCGCUAAAGCCCAAAAGGUGGAGAUGGACAAAAUGGAGAAGGCCAGGAAGGACCGAACAAAGAUUGAGUUUGUGACUGGCACCAAAAAGGGCACCAUUGCCGCCAACACGGCUGCCCUGGCCGCCUUGGCCUCCAGCGCCACCAGCACCACGGCCACAGCCGAGGCUCAGAAGAGGAAGAGCAAGUGGGACUCUGCGGUUCCGGUGACCGUGGCCCAGCCCCCGCUGCUCCCCGGCGGCGGGCCCAUCCCCGGGGUGGUCUCCGUGACGACCACCGCCAGCGGAACCAAGACCACCGUCAUAUCGGCGGUGGGCACCAUCCUGAAGAAGGCCAAGCAAUGAGAACGUGGUGGUGGUGGUGUCUGUGUGUGCGAAUGACUGUGUGUGUGUGUGUGUGUGUGUGUGUGUGUGUGUGUGUGUGUGUUGUUUCAGUCUCAGAUUUACUGACCCUCAGUUUGGACAGUCCUGUUCCUGACCCUGGUCACAGCUGGACUACAGUCCUGUUCCUGACCCUGGUCACAGCUGGACUACAGUCCUCUCAUCCUGACCCUGGUCACAGCUGGACUACGGUCCUCAGUUCCUGACCCUGGUCACAGCUGGACUACAGUCCUCUCAUCCUGACCCUGGUCCAAGCUGGACCAGUUCAGGCGGUUGGCUUCUGUUGAAGCUCCGCAUGGACCCUCUGUCUGCAGUCACAAUGGUUCUGUGUCUUAGAUCUCCACGUUCUCCACGAUAGAAAUGUUGGGCUCAACGUUUGUAGAUGACCUCCUUUUGGAUUCCAAAGCCAAGGAGUUUUCCAAGGAACUUCUGCUCACUGUUUUCACAACUCUCCCCUAACCUCCCCCCCCCCCCCCC
Gadus chalcogrammus (walleye pollock) is the source of this 1473-nucleotide messenger RNA. It is a transcript of the gene sap30bp, whose product is annotated as SAP30 binding protein. The coding region runs from base 4 to 960 and encodes 318 amino acids. Lineage: Eukaryota; Metazoa; Chordata; Actinopteri; Gadiformes; Gadidae. The transcript has 10 exons. Gene Ontology annotation, biological process: regulation of DNA-templated transcription. Gene Ontology annotation, cellular component: nucleus. The record is from RefSeq and is a predicted model, not a curated record.